Ostreobium quekettii is the source of this 936-nucleotide messenger RNA. NCBI's taxonomy places the organism in Eukaryota, Viridiplantae, Chlorophyta, Ulvophyceae, Bryopsidales, Ostreobiaceae. The record is from the annotation of a GenBank genome assembly.
AUGGCGGCGUACGGUCCGCACCUCCCGUCUGAGGAGGACGCUCCCGAGCGUCUGCCGUGUCGGGAGUCAGGCCAGCUGACGGGCCACGAGGGCGCCGUGCUGGCCGUGCGCUUCAAUCGCCAAGGCACGUACAUUUUGUCCUGCGGGAAAGAUCAGACUGUUCGACUCUGGAACCCACACCGACAACUCCUCAUAAAGACAUACACAGGGCAUGGAUACGAGGUCCGAGAUACUGCAGUGCUGCGGGACAACAGCCAGUUCGCCACAGUCGGGGGAGACAGGGAGAUUUUCCUGUGGGAUGUUGGGUCUGGAAGGAUCAUCAGACGGUUCAGGGGCCAUGAAAAGAUGGCAAACGCUGUUGAGUUUGGGCCAGAUGAUGCAACGCUUGUGACUGCUGGUUACGACCAGUGCGUCAAAGUUUGGGACUGCCGCGCCCGCACCUACGAUGCACUGCAAACCAUGAAAGCAUUCAAGGACAGUGUAACUUGCUUGCAAGUCACAUCAGCGCCAGAUAUCAUCGCCGGGAGUGUCGAUGGGACAGUUCGAAGAUUCGACAUUCGAGCGGGCCGAAUGUACACGGACGACCUCCACAACCCAGUCACUGGCAUCGCGGUGUCAGGCGACGAGCAGUGCAUUCUGGCCAGCUGCAUGGCAGACAGAAUUCUGCUGAUCGACAAGUCGUCAGGCCAGCUGCUGGAAACGUAUCGGGGACACAAGCACAGGGCGUACAAAGUGGAGUGCUGCUUUACACCGUCCGAUGCAGCCAUCGUUGGGGCAUCCGAAGAUGGGCAAGUGCUGUAUUGGGAUCUUGUGGACGCCAAGGUGAUUCGCCGCUUCACAGCUCACGAUGGCGUCAUCUGCUCUAUUGCUAUGCACCCAGAGGGGACCUCUCUCGUGACAUCAUCAACUGGAGGAGACAUUAAAGUGUGGACAUAG